Messenger RNA from Momordica charantia (bitter melon), 616 nucleotides. RefSeq lists its product as uncharacterized. Gene Ontology annotation, molecular function: RNA binding; structural constituent of ribosome. Gene Ontology annotation, cellular component: ribosome; cytosolic small ribosomal subunit. Lineage: Eukaryota; Viridiplantae; Streptophyta; Magnoliopsida; Cucurbitales; Cucurbitaceae. The record is from RefSeq and is a predicted model, not a curated record. Gene Ontology annotation, biological process: translation.
AUCCCUGUGAGGAGGGGUUACUGGGGGAACAAGAUCGGAAAGCCUCAUACUGUACCGUGCAAGGUCACCGGAAAGUGUGGCUCUGUCACCGUCCGUAUGGUCCCUGCUCCUCGUGGAGCUGGGAUUGUCGCCGCUAGGGUUCCCAAGAAGGUGCUGCAAUUCGCUGGUAUUGAGGAUGUUUUUACCUCUUCGAGGGGUUCGACUAAGACUCUUGGUAACUUUGUGAAGGCAACCUUUGAUUGUCUAUUGAAAACCUACGGUUUCCUCACACCCGAAUUCUGGAGAGAGACUCGCUUCACCAAGUCUCCAUUCCAAGAGCACACUGAUCUGUUGGCCAAACCGACUGUGAAGGCAUUGUUGUUGGAUGAUGCUGAGAGGGUUGCUGCUUAAGCCACAUAGAUUUGGUAUGAUUUCAAAAAGAGGAAUGUUUUUGUUAGGAACUCCAUAGUAUAUGCUUUCAGUUGAAUUCAUUUACUUUCAAGGAUAGUGUGUUAUCUAUUUCCUAUUGGUACUUGACUCUGUUUUUGUUUCUGAAUCCAAUGCCAUAAAGCUUGAUUUUGAAUGCACUAAUGUUUCUUAUUAUAAGAAAGAUGCACCAAUAUUAAGUUGGAUGUUA